AUGAACAAUAAUAUGCCAAAGGUGCUGUUUUGGAACUCUCUCGAGAUCUGCCAGAUAGACGGCUUUUGGUAUUUUGUGGUGGGUACGGAACGCAUUGCCGCAUUCCGGUCCGGAUUCCGGCCGAGAAGCGACGACAUCUUCUUGACAUCCUUUAUCAAAACCGGAACCACCUGGCUCAAGGCUCUCUGUUACAACAUCCUUAAAUUCGACGACGACGAAGAAGAAGACCGUCUGGCGAAGAUGAACCCCCACGAAGUGGUUCCCUCGUUGGAAAUCAAUUUCGUCGAGGACGGAGUCCAGCGUAUGCUGCUCAGCUGUUCGCCACCCCGGCUGCUCCACACUCACGUGCCUUACUGUUACUUGCCGGAGGCGGUGAGGGAGUCCGGGUGCAGGUUCGUGUACGUGGCUCGUAACCCGAAGGACACUGUGGUGUCGAUGUGGCAUUUCUACAACAAGAUGUUCACGCGCGACGGUGGUUCCGAGCCGUUCCCUCUGGAGGGAGCGGUGGAGAGCUUCUGCAGCGGGGCUGUGCCUUACGGGCCAUUUUACGAACACGUGCUGGGCUACUGGGAAGAGAGCCAGAGGCGACCCGAGGAGGUGUUGUUUCUCAAGUACGAGGAGCUGUGCAGGGAGCCCAAAGAGCAGGUGAGGAAGCUGGCUUCUUUUAUGGGGAGGCCGUUUCCCUCGACGUUGACGACGCGCGAUGGAGAUGAUGAUGAGGGGGUGGAGAAAGUGUUGUGGCGUAGCAGUUUGGGUAGGCUCAAGGAGUUGGAGGUUAACAAGAACGGUGUACUGGUAGGCCAAUUAUCAAAUGCCCACUUCUUCAGGAAAGGAACUGUGGGGGAUUGGAAGAACUACUUGACUCCUCAGAUGGCUGAGCGCAUCGACCAACUCACACAGUUCAAAUUGCAGGGAACCGAACUUCCUCUUGAUGAUUGA
This is a messenger RNA of Linum tenue, 939 nucleotides long. The record is from the annotation of a GenBank genome assembly. Lineage: Eukaryota; Viridiplantae; Streptophyta; Magnoliopsida; Malpighiales; Linaceae.